CUGAAGCGUCUAAUAAUAAUCAUCAUUUUACUGAAAUACUCAUUAUUUAAGGUAAGAUAUGAAAUAUGCACAUCUGCAUUACAGAAAUAGCAUAAAAUAACUUACUGUCUGUGUGUGAGUUUAACUGUUACACCUAAACCCACUUCUCUGUCAUUGUUUGUUUAAUGAUCAGCUCUGGAAAGCCAUGUUCAAUCCAUCUGGAACGUCUUCUAUUCCCACUAAAAGGGAUUCUUUUACCUAUAAAAAGCUGAAAAUUGUUGCAUUACACUACAUCAUAAUUCUUUUUUUUUUCUUUGUUAUAACAUUAUUAAUCCUACAUGAUUGAGAUUCUUUUUUUUUUUUUUUUACAGUUUUAACAUAUUAAUACAAAUGCCUUCAAAGAGGCAGGAUAUAUGGAAGAGGUCUAAAUAUAUAAGACAUUCUGUAGUUAAGAGAUUCAAUCUGAUAGUCAAAACUAACGGAAAAGGAAGCGCAGGGUGGGGGGUGAAAUUAUCCUACUAUGGUGAAGACUUGGUACUUAAUAUUCAUGAGAUGAGUAGUCGCCACUGGAAGAUCAACAACGCAGCGUCAACAAUAAUAAUGAAUAUUCAUAAGCUAAGACUUCACUAUUGGAAGAUUGCGAUGCAACGCCGCACUCUACAAUUAUUAUAAAUCCUCUGCCGUACUAGAAUUCGUAACUCCGUUGAUGGGGAUUUAUAGCUCUGGUAGACCGCGGAUAAAACCAAAUUAGUGCGCACAAGUCUCAGUUUUGGCAACUAAGAGCGCAAACUCAAAAAGAAAAGAAAAGAAAAAACACGGAUGCCAAAUGUAACGCAAGGUGCGCGCUCUGCUUCGGCUGUUUCUACAUCUUAGCUUCAUUCAACUGUGUCAGAUUUAUUUCACAGUUGUUGGCUUUAAUUUUAUACGCGCAUUAUGGAGUACUGGAGGCAGUGCAGCUUGUGGCUGAUCAGUUGUAAAAUUUUGCCCCGGAAUCAUCGGGUCACGGCGGAUUCGGCGCAGGUUUUUGAUUUGGCCCAAACUCUUCGGGAUGGGGUGCUUCUGUGCCAGCUGCUGAACAAUCUUAGAUCCGACACCAUUAACCUGAAAGAGAUCAAUCUCAGACCACAGAUGUCACAGUUUCUCUGCCUGAAGAAUAUUCGUACAUUCUUGUCUGCAUGCUGUGAAGAAUUUGGGAUGAAGAAGAGUGAACUGUUUGAUGCCUUCGAUCUCUUUGAUGUCCGAGAUUUUGGAAAGGUCAUUGACACCCUAUCAAAACUCUCUCAUACGCCAUUUGCACAACAGAAAGGAAUCAGGUCAUUUCCCACAGAGGAAAGCACUGAAAAUGAAGACAUAUAUAUCCAUUUAGCAGAUCUGAUUGAUGAGGAGCUGGAGGAAGAUAUUUAUGACCCUGUGUAUGAAGAUGUGGAGGGAGGAGAGGUGUAUGAGGAUCUGAUGAGGACAGAGGCUGCUACGUCUCAAGCGAAACAGGCCGAGGUGGAUAUCAGAAGCUGCUGUCUUCUAGAGAUCAAACAGACAGAAGCCAAAUACACUGAGACUCUGGAGACCAUUGAGAAGUACUUUAUGAUUCCACUGAUAAAAUUCAUCCCAGCAACAGAAAUUGAUAAGAUUUUCAUCAAUAUACCAGACCUAGUUAAAGUUCACAAAAGCCUAUUGGCUGAGAUUCAAGACUCUGUUCAAAAUAAAAAUGCAGAAAACCUCCACCAAAUCUUCAUUAUUUACAAAGACAGGCUUCUGCUUUAUGGAAAAUACUGCAGUCAUGUAGAAUCAGCCAUUUCUCUUUUAGACUUCAUCUGUAAGGAAAAAGAGGGCGUUCGACUGAAACUAGAGGAAUGUUCGAAGAGAGCCAACAAUGGGAAAUUCACUUUGAGAGACUUGCUUGUGGUUCCCAUGCAGCGAGUGCUAAAAUACCCACUACUGCUUCAGGAAUUGGUGAAAUAUACUAGUGACAACACAGAAAAGAGCAACCUACGAUUAGCCCUUGAUGCCAUGAGAGACUUAGCCCAGUAUGUAAAUGAGGUGAAAAGAGACGUUGAGACUCUGAGGGAGAUUGAUCAGUAUCAGAGAUCCAUUGAGAAUUUGAACCAGUGCUUACUUUUUUAUGGAAGACCGAAGGGUGACGGUGAAGUCCGUUUGGUGUCAAAUGUGGACAAGCGCAGACAGGACAGACACAUUUUUUUGUUCGACGUCGCUGUAAUUGUCUGCAAGAGGCGCGGGGACAACUAUGAGAUGAAGGAAGUGAUCGACCUCAACCAUUUCAAGAUCACCAAUAACCCCACUACUGAUAAGGACUGCAGAAAGUGGUGCUACGGGUUCUACCUCACUCACCAGCAGGGGCAGAGUGGAUUUGAGUUCCUGUUCAAGACAAAAGAGCUGAAGAAGAAAUGGCUGGACCAGUUUGAGAUGGCCAUAUCUAAUAUUCGGCCUGAGAAUGCCACAUUUAACUCUCACCACUUCAGGAUGCACACUUUUGAGAGGGCCACCAGCUGCAGCUCCUGUCAUAUGCUUCUCAGGGGAAUUUUUAACCAAGGCUACCUUUGUCCUAAAUGUGGAAACGGGGCUCAUAAGGGUUGUCUUGGAAAACUAGGAGCCUGUGGAAGGGCAGGUGCUGCUGUUCAAAAACCACAGAGAAAGACAACACCUAGGAAACAAGAAGACCAAGGUUUGCCAAAAAUGCUGGUCAUCAGAGACUAUUUUGGGGUUCCCAGUCCUCCGGACGGACUGCCACUGAAUGCUCAGAUUGGUGAUGUCAUAGAGGUCAUCUAUGCCGAUCCUCACAGCUCCUGGUGGGAGGGCAAAAUCCUGACAACGCAAGAGACCGGCUUCUUUCCAAGUGAUGCAGUCAAACCCUGCCCAUGUCUACCGAGGACAGUCGACUAUUCAGCUCAACCCUGGUUCGCCGGGCCCAUGGAGAGGCACCACGCAGAGUCUGAGCUCAUGGAGAGAGAGAACAGCACCUACCUGGUGCGAUACAGGACCCGGGAGAGCAGAGAGUACGCUAUCAGCAUCAAGUACAACAAUGAUGUAAAACACAUUAAGAUUCUCACCAAGGAGGGCUGCUUCUACAUUGCCGAAAGCAGGACGUUCAAGACUGUGUUAGGACUGGUUGAGUAUUACAAACAGCACUCUCUGAAAGAGGGUUUCCGUACUCUGGACAUUACUCUGCAGGUGCCCUAUAAGGAGCUUGGUACUGGACUCACACCAGCUGCUCCAGUGCUGUGUGGGCUUUCCGUUUUGAGUCCCACCAGCUACAGUUUUGUUCCUCCCUCCCCCUCACCCUUCUGGUCAGUUUUGACCCCGAGAGUGCUUGGCAUUGCACUGGCACGAUAUGAUUUCAGCUCCAGAGAUACACGGGAACUCUCUAUGCAGGUGGGCGACCUGGUGAAGAUCUAUAUCAAGUGUACCAAUGGAUGGUGGAAAGGUGAAGUCAAUGGCCAGGUGGGAUGGUUCCCUUCAACUUAUGUGGAGGAAGAGGAGUGAUCAGUGCAGGAUGUUAUCCUCUCUAUGCUGCAACGGCUUUGGACAAGAAAUGUAAUAGCGAACAGUGCACCCUUAUUUGAGCGAAGCACCACAAACACAGCGAUUAUCAGUCUCUUCUAAUGGGAUCCGGUGGACUGCGGUUGAGACCUGCAGCGUGAUGCAUCCGAGGCCCUGUCGGCUUUGACUGUUUAAUUAGUUAUGAAUGUCCCUCGCUGCUCCACAUUCAGUCCAGACAUCUCUUUCUCUCACUCUUUUCCUCCCUCUCACCCUGUCACCUCCUGAAAUCUUCACACAGGGCCUGGGGCCCCCCUCUCUCUGCCUGUUUAAAAUUUAAACUCCAUUUCUGUGCUGUGCCGGACCUCCUAUAAACUCAAGAGUGGCACGCAGAGAGAAAAGCCCUGAGCUGGCCGUUUUUUCCCUCCACUCGGCGACCUUUAUGCAGUGCUUUCAGCUCACCUUGUGCUAUAAUUGAUGAUUUCAUUCGCCCGUCUGACUCUGCAAAGUUUGGCUGGGGCGAGACGGAGUGCCGUGCUGUCACGAAGCCUUCCUCCCUGCCUCCUCUUCUUCAGCCCUGAUAACACUUAGCGGCGCUGCUCUCUCAGGACGCUCGGAGCACUGCACAGUGACAGGAGGCCUGCCGUUCAGUGCGAUAUCCAUCUUAGCCGGCCUAACGCACAGCGCUGUGAUCAGUCAUCGCUCUGUCUGUUUCUGAACCUCAGGUGCUCCCAAGCAGAAUGUUGGCACUGAUUUUGGACUGAAGUCAAUUUCUUCUCUUGUCAUGCAACGGAACGACUUGUUAAUGCCGUGGUGUUUGGGGCACUAAGGCUCCUAGGCACUGCAAAAAUAUUUGGCGAGGUUUAUGCCUCUUACAAUGUAGAAGAAUUAUUAUGCCUCUUACAAAAAAUCUGCUAAUGGAAAAAUACAAAAUACAAAAAAUUUUAAAGAAACAAAUACUUUUAUUCAUCAGGGACGCAUUAAUUUGAGUGGCAAUAUGUUAUGAAAGAUUGUAUUUCAAAUAAAUGCUGUUUAUUGAACUUUCUGUUCAUUUAAGAAUCCUGAAAAAAUGUAUUACAGUUUACACAAAAAUAUUAAGAAGCACAAAUGUUUUCAACACUGAUGAUAAUUAGAAAUGUUACUUCCAUCAAAUCAGCAUAAUAAUUUCUGAAGGAUCACAUGACACUGAAAACUUUGCCAUCACAGGAAUAAAUUACGUUGUCAGAUGUAUUCAAAUGUAAAAUGAUUAUACAGUAAAUAUUUUUUACAGUAAAUACAGUAUCUUUUUUUUUUUUUUGUCUUUUGAAAAUACCCCAAACUUUCGAAUGGUAGUAUGUUUAAGAUAGUUUCUCUGAAAAUAAGUAUUAAUAUUGUGUGUCAUUGUACUUCUCAGGUAUGUUUAUCUUGUUAUGAGGAUUUGUAGAUUUUUUUUUUUUUUUUACUGGAAAACAAGACAAAAACAUUGAUAUAAAAUAGGAUUUUUGCACUGUAAUAGAUAUAUCAGCUCCCCUUGAAUUUGGCAGAGAAUUUUUCUCUCAGAUGAACUUUUGUUUAAAAUAGUUUUGUAAGUUGUUUGUAAAGGAAAUUGCUCUCUAAAUGCACACACAUUUGUUCCAAGCUGCUUUUUUUUUUUUUUUUUGCUAAAAUCUAGGUGAUAUCUUGGUAUAGAUAUUUACAUAAAUGUAAUUUUCACUGCUGUUAUAACUGUUAAAGCACCUUCUAUGCAUUCAUGUUGUCUGGUUUUCUUCAGAAUAAAUAUAAAUUAUCACUUGUUUCACAUUGUUUAGUAAGUGAAUUUUGUUAUGGCUGUGUACAGGGUCGAAACAUAAGUUUUUGCCAGUGUUGUGAGAAAAUUAACUGGAUAUAAAUACAUUUCUUACUGGCCAUGAAACUAUUUUGUACUACUUUGAUUAUUUUGUUCUACCCAUUACAGUGGCAUUAUUAUAGCUGUUUUGUUCCCUUGUAUAUUUGUUUUUUCUUGAGCUAGUCCUAAUACUGUUCCUCACAUUUUAUUUUGGUGAGAAAUAUUCUAGCAAAUGUACUUCUCAUGGCAAAAAUAAACU
Molecule: messenger RNA, 5534 nt
Organism: Onychostoma macrolepis
Lineage: Eukaryota; Metazoa; Chordata; Actinopteri; Cypriniformes; Cyprinidae
Gene: vav3b
Product: vav 3 guanine nucleotide exchange factor b
Exons: 28
Coding region: 913-3477 (854 amino acids)
Biological process (GO): cell migration; intracellular signal transduction; regulation of GTPase activity
Cellular component (GO): cytoplasm; plasma membrane
Molecular function (GO): protein binding; guanyl-nucleotide exchange factor activity
Source: RefSeq, a predicted model, not a curated record